CAACAGCUACUGACGUCUCCACAUAUCCUAGUCGCUCCGGUUCAUGUACGUUCAGCAAUUUAUGUGUCAAUUAGAACCGCAUGCAACUUGGUUGGUCAAUUUGGGGGAAGAUUGCGAGUAUUUAGGGAAAUAACAAUUUUCCGUGCCACUGAAUUAACCGGAAUAACAAUCAGUAAUGGACGAGAAGUGUUUUACGAAGGAGAUCGACUUAUGGAUCGAACAAAUCAACGACUGCAAACAGCUGUCAGAGAGCCAAGUCAAAACGCUUUGCGAAAAGGCGAAGGAAAUUUUGACCAAGGAAUCCAACGUGCAGGAGGUCCGAUGUCCUGUUACAGUGUGUGGAGACGUCCACGGCCAGUUCCACGACCUCAUGGAGCUCUUCAGAAUCGGAGGGAAGUCUCCAGACACAAACUACCUGUUCAUGGGAGACUACGUUGACCGAGGCUACUACUCUGUAGAAACUGUCACACUACUUGUAGCACUUAAGGUUAGGUACCGUGAACGCAUCACAAUCCUUCGGGGGAACCACGAAAGCAGACAAAUCACACAAGUGUACGGCUUCUACGACGAGUGCUUAAGGAAAUACGGCAAUGCAAACGUAUGGAAAUACUUCACAGACCUCUUCGAUUACCUUCCUCUCACGGCCUUGGUAGAUACUCAGAUAUUCUGUCUUCACGGAGGCCUGUCUCCGUCCAUAGACACGUUGGAUCACAUCCGAGCGCUGGACCGUUUGCAGGAAGUGCCACACGAGGGCCCCAUGUGUGACCUGCUGUGGUCAGACCCAGAUGACCGUGGGGGCUGGGGCAUCUCCCCCAGGGGGGCCGGCUACACCUUUGGCCAGGAUAUAUCCGAGACAUUUAACCAUGCCAACCGCCUUACCCUGGUCUCCAGAGCUCACCAGCUGGUUAUGGAGGGUUACAACUGGUGCCACGAGCGAAACGUGGUAACUAUAUUCAGUGCACCAAAUUACUGUUACCGUUGUGGUAACCAGGCAUCUAUCAUGGAACUCGACGACACCCUGAAAUACUCCUUCCUGCAGUUUGACCCUGCGCCUCGUAGAGGGGAACCCCAUGUCACCCGUCGCACCCCAGACUACUUCCUGUAAAACCUCACCACUUGUACAGUAUUGCCAUGAUUUAUGAAAGUACCUUCAGCAUCCAAAACAUUGGGAGAGGGGGGCAGGGUUGGGCGACACAGCAAAACAUCAAUGUACAUAAUUGUAUUCACACCACUAUUUAAGCAUUCACAUAACAUCUGUACAUGGACCAAAAAGUGUUACAAAGUUCUCCAAGGACUCCAAUUCCUUACUACUCUGGCUCUACUCCCCCGUUUCAAAUCUCAGGAUUAGCACAGUAACCAAGUUUUGUUAAUUGAAACAUUUUCAAUCCAAUGCACCAAGGCUGAUUUUGUGAAUCUGCACAUUUUUCAGUAAUUUUUUUUAACCUGUUUGCACUUAACAUCUGCAUUGGACUUUUUUUUUUAUCUCUAUCAAAUCACCAGGCAGGUCAAAACUACAUCCCACCAAAACAAGCUGAAAUUUUAGGUGGCCUUUUCAAAUGGCUCUUACACUUAAAAGGGCAUUAUCAUAUUACAACCUCGGUGUGGAAAUGUAUAUAAAGCACAGGAAAAUCACAUUUGAGCGGACUGGGCCUUUGUGUUUUUACAAGUCAGAAGAUGGCUGUUAAACUCUACAGAAUGUUGUGGGUUUUUUUGUCUUAAAAAAUAUAUUUAGUCACAAGGUUUUUGCUGGGUUAAACAGAUGCCCUUCCAAUUGUGUGUGGCAGACAGAUCAAGAAAUGCCAUUGGAAACAGUCACACACUAAAUCAUAAUAAUGAGGAGUGAGUUUGUAUUGAGGGAUCCUGUUGAAUAAAGAAUUAAGUUGCUCCUGGA
Messenger RNA from Salvelinus namaycush (lake trout), 1891 nucleotides. RefSeq names its product serine/threonine-protein phosphatase 2A catalytic subunit alpha isoform-like. The coding region runs from base 176 to 1105 and encodes 309 amino acids. Lineage: Eukaryota; Metazoa; Chordata; Actinopteri; Salmoniformes; Salmonidae. Gene Ontology annotation, molecular function: protein serine/threonine phosphatase activity. The record is from RefSeq and is a predicted model, not a curated record. Gene Ontology annotation, biological process: peptidyl-serine dephosphorylation; mitotic cell cycle. Gene Ontology annotation, cellular component: cytosol. The transcript is spliced from 7 exons.